Strongylocentrotus purpuratus (purple sea urchin) is the source of this 1278-nucleotide messenger RNA. It is a transcript of the gene lamtor3, whose product is annotated as ragulator complex protein LAMTOR3. Lineage: Eukaryota; Metazoa; Echinodermata; Echinoidea; Camarodonta; Strongylocentrotidae. Gene Ontology annotation, cellular component: Ragulator complex. The record is from RefSeq and is a predicted model, not a curated record. The transcript is spliced from 6 exons. Gene Ontology annotation, biological process: positive regulation of TOR signaling; cellular response to amino acid stimulus. The coding region runs from base 201 to 572 and encodes 123 amino acids.
CAUCACGAGACCAACAUUGCGUUGCCCAGCUGAAAAGUCGCUGCUAUACAAUUGCAAAUUCAAUCAGCCAGAAACUAAAAUUGUUGCCUUAUUUCAAGUUUUAGAAUGUGCUGGUAGUGAUAACUAAGUGACCAUUCAUCAUUGAGUCUAUAUUAGUUUGAAAUUUUCUUUCGAGAACUUAGUGAAAGACAACGAACAAGAUGGUUGAGCAACUGAAAAGAUACCUUUGGAGUCUUUUGCAAAUGGUGGAAGGGCUCGAGGCUAUUGUAAUUACAGACAGAGAUGGUGUCCCAGUUAUCAAAGUGAAAUCUGAUGAAACCCCAGAGCAUGCCAUGAGGCCCGCCUUCCUUGCUACAUUUGCCAUGGCUGCCGACCAAGCCAGUAAACUGGGGCUCUCGGCCAACAAGAGUAUUAUCUGUACCUACACAUCACAUCAGGUUGUGCAUUUCAACAAGCAGCCCCUCUUUGUCAGUUUGAUAGCCUCAAGAAAAGCUAAUACAGGGUUGUUAAUGGAUUUGGAGUCGGAGGUUGAAGGUUUGCUUCCUGAGCUAAAGGCUGCCAUUGACAUAUAGGCUCUAGUUUCUAUCCUAUUCUUUUUAUGUUGUAGUCUGUAUUAUGUUGUCCAACAAAACCCUAGGUUUUAAAUGUUUGAAAUCAGCACAUCGUAAGAUGUAAGAUGAUGUUAUGGAAAAAGAAUGUCCUCACUUGUAAAGAGCAGGCCUCGUAAGAGAAUUCCAUUUUGGUUUAGAAAAGUGCAGGAGGAUUGACUGGUACAGUUCAUAAGAUUGAACUUCCAAUAUUCCAAAAUAGUAUUUGUAGAGUAUUUCUAUUUUUACGUCUAAAUACGUUUGAUUUUGCCUUUCAUAAUGCAUGCCAGGGAAAUUAGAAUAAUCAGGAGGAAAAAUUAAAUGGGAAUUGGUUCCAUAUUUUUUCGCUUCUAAUUUCACAGAACUGUAUCCAACCUCGUAGCUUAUUUUGGGGCAUUAACUUACAAAUACUAUGACUGUACAAAUAAAAAAGUUACAUUUUACAUUAUUAUUUAGACAUUAAUUUCAAUGUAUCAUCUUUAUAAAGUUUGAUAUAAAUGGCUUUUUGACUGAAGAAAAGGUUAAAGUUCAUCAGGUGUCAAUCAAGUGUUGUGAAAAUGACCAUGUUGUCUUUAAAAAUGUAUUGUACUGUAUUUAGAAAAGACUAGCAAUAUAGUAGUUAUAUAUACAUCUAGUUUGAGUGUACCAAUCACUAAAAAAUAUUUUGUUUUCCAUGUCGUGAUACUAUAUU